AUGGACGAGCCAACCGCUGACCAAGAUGCGGUGCCCGCCGCUACCCUACAAGAAGCAAGCGGUGGUCUGGACGAUGAUGGCACGCUUCAUGCACAAGACCCUUUGCCCCAGAAGUUCUCAUUUGAUGGUCCUACCGACGAAUAUCCCAGAGCACCCCAUGUGGAAACUGGCAGCGUGCCAAAGACUGAUGCCUACCGUCGCUACCCCAGAAUCUCUCGGCCAGUCGAGCUCAUGCGUGAGUCUUACGAUGUCGUCGUCAUCGGCACAGGCUACGGUAGUUCCGUAGCCGCCAGUCGUAUGGCCCGUGGCCGCCAAAACGUCUGCGUCUUAGAGCGUGGCAAGGAACGGUGGCCAGGAGAGUUCCCGGAGACGUUCCUCGACGCUAUCGGCGAAGUCCGCCUCAGCGGUGAGUUUGCCCCGAGUGACCGGGGGGGUAUGCCAAAAACCCUCGUCGGGUCUGGGAAUCCCUCUGGCCUGUACCAUUUCGCCUUGGGGAAAGGUCAGAAUGUCUGCAUGGCCAACGGCCUCGGCGGGACAAGUCUCAUCAAUGCCAAUGUCUAUCUGGAGGCGGCACCCGCUGUCUUGGACAUGCCUAUGUGGCCUACCGAGUUGAGAGGCAUCGAGGCUUGGAGAAAAUACUACGAUCGGGCCGGUGACGUUCUCGAGCCGGUGGAGUACCCUACGACGUUCCCGGAGCUUCGCAAGCUCAGGCUAUUCGAGAGGCAAGCCGCGCUUGUCGGGCAUGAAGACAAGUUCUACCGAGUGAAGCAAACGACCCGCUUUCACGAUGGUCCCAACAGCACUGGUGUCUCCAUGAGGGCAUCGACCUUGUCAGGAAUGGAUGCCACCGGUAUCAAUGACGGGAGUAAGUCGACAACUCUUGUGAACUACCUGAGCGAUGCCUGGAACUGGGGUGCCGAGAUGUUUUGUGGCUGCGAAGUUCGCUAUGUGACCGAAGCUCCUGGUCGGGAAGGAUACAUUGUCCAUUUCGCAUGGUACGGCGGUAAUCGAAAACAAUUCCCCAGCUUCUAUGACGAUUUGAUGUGGGUUCAUGCCAAGGAGCUUGUUUUCUUCGGCGCGGGCAGUAUCGGAACAACCGAGAUCCUGCUUCGGAGCAAGCAAGUCGGACUGGACAUCAGUGACGAGGUGGGAACAGAGAUGAGCGGCAAUGGUGAUAUGAUUGGAUUCGGGUACAACACCGACUACGAAGCAAACUGCGUGGCGCGUCGUGUCAGCAAGAACUCGCCCAACCCAGUUGGCCCGUGCAUUACGUCGGUCCUCGAUAUGCGCGAUACCGAAAACCCAUUCGAAGGGUUUGUAGUGGAGGAUGCGUCAGUUCCUUAUGCCCUCAGGUUCCUGCUUUCUCCCACCUUUGAGGCCUUGCCGGACCCCACGCAGCCCGUCUACAGUUUUGUCAGAGCAGCUCAGAAGUUUGCCUCCAGGGUCUCUGGUCUGAUUCUUGGGCCGUACUUUUCGCAAGGGAGCAUCGCCAAAACGGCUAUUUACCUCGUCAUGUCCCACGACAGUAGCCAAGGACGCCUCAUUCUCAAGAGCGACCAGCCUGUUCUUACAUACUCUGGUGUCGGACGAUCGGCAUCUGUUAGGCGCAUCCACGAGUUCCUGGAAAGGCUGACUGCUGUGGUUGGCGGUAAUUUCAUUGCUAACCCGCUAUGGACCUCUCUGGGCUCUCAAGAGAUCACCGUUCACCCAAUCGGUGGUGCCCGCAUCAGUCCUGAUGGCACGGGACGAGGCGGGGUGGUGAACCACAUCGGUGAGCUUUUUAUCGGUAGUGGGGAGGAGACACACUCAGGCUUGGUGGUUUGCGACGGAUCCAUGGUUCCGGCUGCCUUGGGUGUCAAUCCCUUUGCUACCAUAGCAGCCCUUGCCGAACGCUCAGCUGAGCUGGUCGCGGAGAAGAACGGCAUCGCCAUAGACUAUGCUACGCCCAACGGCAUAUUGGACCUAUAUAAGCAACCUGCGUAUACGGUUCCCAGAGAUGCCGCCAGUGAUGCUCUCGCAGUCAAGAUCGCCGCAUGUGCGGAAAGCAAGAGUGCUGGGAUCUCCUUCUCUGAGAUUAUGACUGGGUUUAUCCAUAUCGGACCGGACCUUGGAGACUUUGGGGCAGCUACUCAACUUGCACGUCGCCAAGAAGAGUCUGCACGCGUUGUCCUCACUAUCCGGUCUUGGGAUACGCUGAACCUCAUCAACAGUCAUCUUCACCAAGCCAACAUUACAGGCACGUUUACUUCAGCCUCCCUUGGCGCAACAUUCCUGGUCCAUCGGGGGACAUUUCAGCUGUUCAGCCAGGAUCCACGCCAGCCGGAGACGACAAAUCUACUGUACAGCUUCGACAUGGUGUCUCCGAGCGGCCGAAAGAUGCAUUUUGAUGGUUACAAGGCAGUCAAUUCAGGAAGCUUCCUGAACCCGCUCCAAAUAUGGCGGCAGACGACCACCAUGUAUGUCACCCUGACUAAGGAUGGGAAGCAGGUGGUUGGUCGAGGUACCAUGUACUUGUCCGUGCCAGACUUUUUCAAGGAGAUGCAGACAUUGGUAGCAGAUGGCCCUUCAACAUGGUCAAGAAUCGGCUCGCUGCUCAGGUUCUUCACUUACUUUUCCAAGAGACUGAAGGAUCCCUUUCUGUCAACACUGGGCCGUACGCAAUGGCCAGAUGACGAUGUCAACGCAUCGUACAGGGUCACGACGCCUGCAGAUGUGGUAAGCCUGGUUGCAACCGAUGGUGUACCGACAACCAUGGCUGUGUGGAAUCCUCUCCUGGGAGGGAAGGAGGUGCAGGAAGCCGCGCCCCAGAUUCUCUUUGUACCUGGGGCAGCAGUCGACCACAACAUAUACUGUCUUCCUACGAUUGAGAAGAAUGCAAUCAACUUCUUCCGCGAAGCCGGCUACCGAGUGUACUGCAUCACACACCGAGUCGGCCGUACGCCAGUAGCGAAGAAUGGAUACACGCCGUUCGACGUGCGUCUGGACAUCUUGGCUGCGUUGACGUAUAUCCGCAAGGCGGGGAAUGCCUGCUCCUCGGGAGAGGCGCGGAAGAUUUAUGUCGUCGCACACUGCGUGGGAUCCCUUGGCCUGGCGUGUGGACUUCUGGAUGGCACGAUCCCGGGGCUCUGGAUACGAGGUGUCACGUCGUCGGCCGUCUUCAUGAACCCGAGAUUUGGCAAGAUGAAUCAUCUGAUGUCUCUGAUUCCGGAUUGUCUUUCUCAAAUCCUGCUCAGGCCAUGGUGGGAUUGUACGAGCAGCCCAAACGACACGACUAUACAAAGGAUCGCGAACCAGGUUCUCCGGUUCUACCCAGUGGCCAGGGCCCGCGAAACUUGCCGGUCAAAUGUCUGUCACCGGUCGGACCUUGUUUACGGACACCUCUGGAUCCACGCGAACAUUAAUGAGGAGACACACAGACACCUGGAUCUCAUCAUGGGAGGGACGACACUGGAUACGAUUGCCUGGCUCGCUAAGGCAGGUCAUGCCGAGCAGGUCCAGACCAACGCGCCAGACUCUACCAACCUCGUGACGCCUAAUAAUCUGCGGCGACUGGCGGGGAUUCCCAUGCUGUUUGUGGCGGGAUCCAAGAACACUGUUUUCCUCCCCGAAAAUACCGACACGACUUACACGAUGCUCUGCAGUGUCCAUGGAAAACAAUGGUAUCAACGCGAGAUAUUCAAUGGAAGGGGUCAUCUCGACGUUUGGAUGGGGGCUACGUCGUAUAUAGAUGUGUAUCCGAGGGUACUGCAACAUGUCGAGUCGAUGGCGAAGGAUGAGUGCUGA
Molecule: messenger RNA, 3783 nt
Organism: Geosmithia morbida
Lineage: Eukaryota; Fungi; Ascomycota; Sordariomycetes; Hypocreales; Bionectriaceae
Product: Choline dehydrogenase or related flavoprotein
Exons: 8
Coding region: 1-3783 (1260 amino acids)
Molecular function (GO): flavin adenine dinucleotide binding; oxidoreductase activity, acting on CH-OH group of donors
Source: RefSeq, a predicted model, not a curated record